GCCCUAAAAUUAAAUGUGAAUGACUUGAGUCCUCUAUCGCUCUCUCUCUCUCUCUCUCUCUCUCUCUCUCUCUCUCUCUCUCUCUCUCUCUCUCUCACACACACACACACACACACACACACACUUGCCUUUUGAAGCGAGGGUGUUAUUCCCCUAAAUUUUAUUUAAGAUCUAUCCUAAAAUUGUACGAUUUCAUCCCUAACAUGAUAAAAUUUAUCAAAACUAGAUUUUUCAGCUUUGCUUUUGAUACCCUAGAUCGAAAAUUGCAAACCAGCGAAUCUCAACCAGACGAGGAUUCCCAGAGAUUCUACAUCAUGAAUCAUGUAGAAAAUAUUUCAAAGAUGUGGACAAAGAAGGAUGGACAAGGUCAAAGGAAGAAACUAAAGUGGUGCUUAAAAUCGACUCAUGGAACAAUAUGCAGAUAGAGGGCAAGCAUGUAAAUCAACAAAACCAAUUAUGACAAUAGAUAAACGUCAAUGCUCCUUGACAAGAGUUAAAGCCACUGAGUCAGGUCUCACCUCAGCACUCUCAACAGUAUAUAUGGUUUCUCAACGGCCAAUGUGGUGGCAAAGCCACGUAACGGCAGAGUGCCAGAGCGAAGUGAUGGAUUUGAAGCUAAGGGCUGAAUGAAAUUUGAUAAUUUGGGCGGAAUCCGGGCUUGGCUAGCUGGCCUUGCAAGCCUCUGCAUGCUCUCCAUUUUGCUGCAAAGCCCUAAAUCUCUCACUCCUAUAUAUAGAAGGUCAUUUGGUGGGGCAGUGUAAGCAGGUCUUUGUUAUGUGAGCUCAGUCUUCAAGGGGUUUCAGAUGGUGUGAGCUUGAGCGAAAUUCAGGGGUUUUAGCUCCAUGGCAAUGGAUUCAUCUCGGGAACAGCUCCAGAAAGAGCUCGUGAAUGUGGGGAAUAGCCUCCUGGGUUCUCCAGCUGCUGUUGGGGAUGUUCUUAUUCUGCUUGAUAAAGCAGAAAUUAUUUUAUCGAGGGUGGAGCAAUCACCCGAUAAAUCGAUGGUAGACUCAUUUGCUCCUUUGCUGGAGGCCCUUACUUCCGAUGGACUUCUGAAACAUUCAAGUAUGGAUGUCAAAGUUUCUGCCAUCUCUUGCUUAUCAGAGAUUACAAGAAUAACUGCACCAACUAAUCCUUUUGAUGACGAAAUAAUGAAGACAAUUUUUCAGCUGAUGGUAGCUGCAUUUGAGAAAUUGUCUCAUGUAUCUGGCCGCUGUUACUCCAAAGCAGUUUCAAUUCUCCAAAGUAUGGCAACAGUUAGGUCAUGCUUGGUGAUGCUGGACCUCGAAUGUGAUGCACUGGUUGUUGAGAUGUUCCACAUAUUUUUAAGAGUCAUUCGGUCCAAUCACCCACAUGCUGUGUUUUCAUCCAUGGUGGCAAUCAUGAGUCUUGUCCUAGAGGAAAGUGAAGAAAUAUCAAUGGAGCUUCUGAGCCCCAUUCUAGCUAGUGUAAGGAAGGAGAAUCAGAAUGUUUCACCUGCUUCUUGCAAACUAGGGGAGAAAGUUAUCGAAAACUGUGCUGAUACUCUUAAACCCUAUCUCAUUAUGGCAAUGCAAUCUACUAGUGUCACUAUCAGCGAUUAUUCCCCAAUUGUCGUUUCGAUAUGCCAAAAUCAAUUGGAGAUUCAAAAGCGCAAUGUUAGUGGUUCUGGAGAACAUUUGGUAGACAAGAACAAUUUAGCAGAAAUUCUGGAUACAGAUGAGCAAACACUGGCGGUGAAAGGAUUUCUGCAGGGUGAUGUUUGCUUGGAAGAGGUUGGCCCUGCUGCUGGAUCCAAGAAUGAUGAUAAAAGCCCUUCAAAGACAUUAGUGCCUUGUCAGACCAAGAAGUCCAGAGGUAUUGAUGUGGGCUCUGAUUAUAAACCUGAGAAAUUGGGAUCGAUGAAGGCAGAGAAAGUAACCCCACAGGUGGAAACAGUCCCAAAGAAGAGGGGCCGCAAACCCAACUCUCUUAUGAAUCCUGAUGAAGGAUAUGAUCAUUCAUGGAUUAGCGGAGGAAGAUCACUUCAAAAGCCUCAGAGGAGAAAACGUCGUAACAAGGAAUUUGGUAGUUCACCUUCUGAAGAUUCAGGUUCCAAAUGUGCAAAUUUGCCACUGGAGCAUGAAAAUGAUACUGACUUACAAGCUUUCUCACCUAAGACAGAACAAAGUGAGAUUAUAAACUCUCACACUGGCAGAAACCAUCCCAAAACAGGCUUACAGAAAAAGAAAAGGAGCACUGUGAAUCAAGAAACCAAUCCAGACUCAUUAUCAAUCCCAAAAGGAAAUUCAUUUGCUUUACUUGAGAAGAAAAAUAUAAAACCUGCAGUUGUCGGUUUGAAGAACUGUGAGGGAAAAAGUAUUAGGAAAGCAAAAUCAGGAAGGCACCCAAGAAUAAUUGCACCUGCUGUAAACCGUGAAGGGAAUGCUGCACAAGCUAAAGUUGAUUUGGUCAGGAAGAAUGAAUCUGGUGUCUCCACUGGCUCCGAGGGAAAGCUGGCGGUGCAAUCAGUAGAAAAACUACAUCCUAAGAGCAAAAGUGAGGAAGUGUCAUUGGGGAAAGAAAAAAGUAUUAGGAAAGCAAAAUCAGGAAGGCACCCGAGAAUAAUUGCACCUGCUGUAAACCCUGAAGGGAAUGCUACACGAACUCAAGUUGAUUUGGUCAUGAAGAAUGAAUCUGGUGUCUCCACUGGCUCCGAGGGAAAGCUGGUGGUGCAAUCAGUAGAAAAACUACGUCCUAAGAACAAAAGUGAGGAAGUGUCAUUGGGGAACAUGGAUAGUAAGAAAAGUAGGAGACAGGUUAAGUCUAGCUUUGAGGAGGAUGUUACUGAAGGUUCUGGUGACAAGAAACUGGUUUCAGAAUCUGCAACCAAACCAUCAAAUAAAGAUGGAAGUCAUUCGGAUGGAACCCCUAAGAGAAAAGCUAAGAGGAGGCGUACUCUCAAGAAGGAAGAGUCAUACGUGAGUGGAAGUGUUGGACAGCGUGAUAUGUUUGGCCACCAGGAUUUUGGAAUGCCAAAUGACAUCAAAGAUCCUGAUGAAAACUUGAUCGGUUGCAGGAUAAAGGUUUGGUGGCCAAUGGACCAAAGGUUUUAUGAAGGUGUUGUUUACUCUUUUGACCAUACAACUAGGAAGCACCAGGUUUUAUAUGCGGAUGGCGAUGAGGAAAUAUUGAACCUUAAAAAGGAGCACUGGCGACUGAUUGCAAAAAAUACUGCAUCAAAUGGACAGGACCAUGAAACUGGCUUUCCAAGUUUUGAUGUUACAUCUGAUGUGUUGCAGAAGAAAGCAGAACCAAGGUCGGAAUACGCAACCAAGCUACCAAUGGCUGAAUCCACCGCCAAGAGGGUCUCAAGGAGAGCAGCUCCAGCCAACAAAUCCAAAAAAGAUCAAUUGAAUUCUGCUGCUAAGUCUGCUAGUGGGUCUGCAGUCGAUCAUCUGUUGAUAAAUCUAGAGCUGGGAGACGAGUGAAAAUCUGAAUAAUGAUGGUAAAAAUUCAUUUGCCAUUGCGGCAUAUGUGCUGCAAGCUUUUUGAUAAACUGGCAUCCUUUUUGCUUGCAUGCGUGUUUUAAGUGUGCAGAAUGGACUGCAGUCUCUCUUUCUGUCGUGAUAUUUUCCAGUGCCUCAGACUCUGGAUGCUUAUGUAUCGCCCAUUUUAAUUCUGUAGUUGCCUUCUGUUUUUCUUCUGUUUCUCCAUCGUUGCAUGUUGAUGCUGUGAAUGUUUACUGAACUACUGGAGAAGGUUGUUUCAGUGAUAUGGGCAAACCCUUUUCUGGCA
Molecule: messenger RNA, 3753 nt
Organism: Malania oleifera
Lineage: Eukaryota; Viridiplantae; Streptophyta; Magnoliopsida; Santalales; Ximeniaceae
Product: sister chromatid cohesion protein PDS5 homolog C-like
Exons: 17
Coding region: 843-3446 (867 amino acids)
Biological process (GO): mitotic sister chromatid cohesion; DNA repair
Cellular component (GO): nucleus; chromatin
Source: RefSeq, a predicted model, not a curated record